This is a messenger RNA of Lactuca sativa (garden lettuce), 411 nucleotides long. Its product is annotated as auxin-induced protein 6B. The record is from RefSeq and is a predicted model, not a curated record. NCBI's taxonomy places the organism in Eukaryota, Viridiplantae, Streptophyta, Magnoliopsida, Asterales, Asteraceae. Gene Ontology annotation, biological process: response to auxin.
AUGUUGGGCAAGAAAAUAGGAUUCGUCAAGAGACUGGGAAACAAGAUUAAGAUAAGGACUUGCACCAGUCAUGGUUCUGAGCCAUUACAUUACGAGUGUCUGUUAAGCAGUGAUCAUGGCGACAACAAACAAGAGCAUCAAUCAAGCGUGAGUACUCCCAGAGGAUGUAUUGCAUUAUACGUUGGAGAGGAGAGACGACGGUUUGUGGUUCACACAGCUCAUCUUUCUCACCCUCUCUUCCAGAUAUUAUUAGAGAAGACUGCUGAAGAAUUUGGGUUCGUUCAGAAAGACAAGCUGGUGAUUCCGUGCACCAUUGAUGUUUUCCGAGAGGUCGUGAGGGCUGUGAAAUGCAACAAUGGCAAGUUCGAUUUAAGAUAUUUGGUUGAAGAAAUCAAUUACAGCGCUACUUGA